GCUGACACAAUUUUCCUAAAUUUUAAAUCUUUUGCGUCAAUAUUUUAAAUUCUGGGUUUUGGUGCAAACCCAGAGUACAUAUUAUUCAAUUGGUACUAUCUUCCUCUCUGUCUCUCUCUAAAGUUUCAAUCUUUCAUUGUAUUCUUUUCCAUUUACAUGGUUUUCUGUUGCCUGGAAUCUUCUGGUUCGCGGUUCAGCCCUUCACUUUCGGAAUAAGCCAUUCCAUAUAUAAAAAGGUGCUUAUACAGAGCUUGAGAGUGAAGAAGAAGGAUUGUUUUGUGAUAAUUUCGUGCAACUAGUUCUGGGGUAUCGCGGACGAGACUUUUGAGAUAUGUUAUCCAUUCAGAAGUGGAAAUGCUCAUGGUCUUUGGCAGCAGCAAUUGCUUCUAUUGUCGCAUUGGUUUCAGUAGUUCAUCUAUUUCUGUUUCCUUUCGCGCCCUCUUUUGAUUUCUUAAGGCAAUCCCAGAACUUUUGUAUCCCAGUUAAUGGAUCAUCUGAAGAUCUACAGCCAGCAGCUGACUUAGACCAUAGGUUUCCAGCUGGCUUACACAAGGAGGUUAUCUAUCGUGGGGCACCAUGGAAGGCUGAGAUUGGGAGGUGGCUUUCUGGUUGUGAUUCCAUUACUAAGGAAGUCAGCACUGUUGAGAUAAUAGGUGGAAGUAACUGCAAGAAUGAUUGUAGUGGUCAAGGAAUUUGUAAUCGUGAAUUAGGACAAUGCCGGUGCUUUCAUGGAUAUAGUGGAGAAGGAUGCGCCGAAAGACUGCAGUUGCAAUGCAACUACCCAAAAUCACCAGAACUACCAUAUGGGCGAUGGGUUGUCUCAAUGUGCCCUGCUUCUUGUGACACAACAAGAGCAAUGUGCUUCUGUGGGGAAGGUACAAAGUACCCAAAUCGUCCAGUGCCAGAGGCAUGUGGGUUUAUGGUGAACUUACCUACUAAACGUGGUGCUCCCAGACUGACUGAUUGGGCGAAAGCUGACCUGGAUAUUUUUACGACCAAUGGUAGCAAACCAGGAUGGUGUAAUGUUGAUCCAGCUGAAGCAUAUGCUCAAAAGGUGAAAUUCAAAGCGGAAUGUGACUGUAUUUACGAUUGCCUCUGGGGGCGGUUAUGCGAAGUGCCCGUGCUAUGCACUUGUAUUAAUCAAUGUUCUGGACAUGGGCAUUGCCGGGGUGGAUUUUGUCAGUGUGACAAUGGAUGGUAUGGAAUGGAUUGCAGCAUUCCAUCUGUUAUAUCAUCUGUAAGAGAGUGGCCUCAAUGGCUUCGACCAGCACAGGUUAAUGUUCCUGACGAUAUAGAUCUCACAGGGAAAGUUGUCAAUCUAAAUGCUAUGGUGAAAAAGAAAAGGCCCCUAAUUUAUGUUUAUGACUUGCCCCCAGAUUUCAACAGCCUUCUCCUUGAGGGGCGCCAUUUUAAGUUACAGUGUGUAAACAGAAUAUAUGACGACAAGAACGCAACAUUGUGGACAGAUCAGCUGUAUGGCGCUCAGAUGGCAAUUUAUGAAAGUAUCUUAGCUAGUGCUCAUCGAACAUUGAAUGGUGAAGAAGCAGAUUUUUUCUUCGUUCCUGUCCUUGAUGCAUGUAUAAUAACUCGCGCAGAUGAUGCUCCUCACUUUAGCAUGCAGGACCAUAUGGGCUUGAGGAGCUAUCUCACCCUGGAAUUAUAUAAGAAGGCUUAUGAUCACAUUGUUGAGCAAUUUCCUUACUGGAAUCGCUCAUCAGGAAGAGACCAUAUUUGGUCGUUUUCCUGGGAUGAAGGUGCUUGCUAUGCCCCUAAGGAGAUAUGGAGUAGCAUGAUGUUGGUACACUGGGGUAACACAAACUCGAAGCACAAACAUUCCACAACAGCCUAUUGGGCUGACAAUUGGGAUAGAGUUCCUUCAAGUAGAAGGGGCAACCACCCAUGCUUCGAACCUGAUAAAGACCUUGUGCUCCCUGCUUGGAAACGUCCUGAUGUUAUUUCAUUAAGCUCAAAACUUUGGGCUAGGCCCCGAGAGAAGCGAAAGACACUGUUCUAUUUCAAUGGAAAUCUAGGACCAGCAUACCAAAGGGGAAGGCCAGAAGCUACAUAUAGUAUGGGUAUCAGACAGAAAAUAGCAGAAGAGUUUGGAUCAAGCCCUAACAAGGAAGGCAAGCUUGGGAAACAGCAUGCAGAAGAUGUAAUUGUCACACAACUACGUUCUGACAAUUAUCACGUGGAUUUAGCCAGUUCUGUUUUCUGUGGGGUAUUUCCUGGAGAUGGUUGGAGUGGUCGUAUGGAAGAUAGUAUUCUGCAAGGGUGCAUUCCUGUGGUCAUUCAGGAUGGGAUUUUCCUGCCAUAUGAGAAUGUGCUCAACUACGAUAGCUUUGCCGUUCGGAUCCAUGAAGAAGAAAUUCCAAAUAUGAUAAAGAUUCUCCGGGGAUUCGAUGAGACAGAAAUAGAAUACAAGCUGGCCAAUGUGCGGAAAACCUGGCAGAGGUUCUUGUAUCGUGAUUCUAUUAUGCUUGAAGCUGAAAGGCAAAAAUCUGCUUUUGGCCGCGUUGAGGAUUGGGCAGCCGAGUUCAUGAAAUUAAUUGAAGAUGAUGUCUUUGCAACAUUUGUACAGGUUUUGCAUUACAAGUUGCAUAAUGACCCUUGGAGGCGACUUGUUCAUCCAGAGAAAGAGUUUGGGUUACCUAGAGAAUGUUUGAUGAGAACCAACUGAAGAACUCUGGUCAAUUUUAAGAGAUUUCUGCAGCUGAAGGGCUCAUGAGUUAUAUAACACAAGAAGACAAGAAGACAUGACCACUCUCUUUAUCUUUCUCCUGAGUCCAGAUUCAAAGAAGCACCUCAAUGCUCCAACAGUUGGCCUGAAAUUCAAGUUCUCUGAUUGACAUUCCAAGCAAAAGCCAAUUUGGUAAUUCAAAGAGACAAAGAAUUUCCCUUUGUUCUUCUUCUUCUUAUUAUUAUUAUUUUCAGAUUAAUGCAUACAUGUGAAUACGUAUUUACGUCUUCUUCCAGCUCAUUUUAUUCAGUAAACAAUUGAAUAAGCUAAGUCAUAAGAUUAAUUCUAUUCAUUUAAUUGUUGUUUACAUUAACAUUUAUGGAAGCAAAAAUAUGAAGUGGUGUAACGAAUACUAUAAGUUGAUGUGUGAA
This is a messenger RNA of Alnus glutinosa, 3111 nucleotides long. RefSeq lists its product as uncharacterized. The transcript is spliced from 15 exons. The record is from RefSeq and is a predicted model, not a curated record. The coding region runs from base 332 to 2680 and encodes 782 amino acids. Gene Ontology annotation, molecular function: glycosyltransferase activity. Lineage: Eukaryota; Viridiplantae; Streptophyta; Magnoliopsida; Fagales; Betulaceae.